Molecule: messenger RNA, 5023 nt
Organism: Chelmon rostratus (copperband butterflyfish)
Lineage: Eukaryota; Metazoa; Chordata; Actinopteri; Chaetodontiformes; Chaetodontidae
Gene: pard3ba
Product: par-3 family cell polarity regulator beta a
Exons: 24
Coding region: 314-4138 (1274 amino acids)
Biological process (GO): establishment of centrosome localization; intracellular protein localization; cell adhesion
Cellular component (GO): apical junction complex; apical plasma membrane; adherens junction
Molecular function (GO): phosphatidylinositol binding; protein binding
Source: RefSeq, a predicted model, not a curated record
UUGUUUUGUUUGGGAGUAUCAGCGGACAGCUCAACGUGACAGAAAGUCACACUCUGCGGCUGUAGUCCCGCUUUUUUCCGACUUAUAUGACGGCUCGUUCGGAAAUAAGAUGUCUUCUGAGGUUUUCCACCCCCAUUGAGGCGGACAAGUUCCUUCGCCGUGAUUUCAUCCUGACCUGAGACACCUGUUGCUCCAGUUUCGGCAGACAGGUGCUACUUUGCGCGUCAAACAGGGAGCAGCUCCGGGCGAGAGACGCGUCGGAAACGUGAAUUUCUGAACUUUUUUUUCAAAAACAUUGGACUUUACAGCUGCUAUGAAAGUUACGGUGACUUUCGGGGACACCGUGGUUGUGGUUCCCUGUAAAGCUGGGUGGACCGUCCGGGAUUUAAUGGACCAAGCCACGCGCAGAUACCGCAGGAUUUUGGAGCAGCAUGGGGAAAGUGCAGUGAAGACCCACCACUUGGAGUACAUUGAAGGAGGGAUCCUGGACAUGGACGACCUGCUGAGUGAUCUAGUGGAAGACAGAGACAAGCUGGUGGCUAUUUUUGAGGAAGUCCAGCGUGGGAGGACGGACAGUCCCAGAGAGACCAUGUCCAACGGCUACUCCAGUGCUGCCCCCAGCCCUGAACCCCUCCACUACUUUUCCCACCUGCAGUACCGGGAUCCAAUCACAGGAGAGAUCGAAGUCAACGAGGCCAGCCUCAAAGCCAACACACCUCUGUUGGUGAGGAGCAGCAGCGACUCGGCCUUGGCCCCGCCCCAUGAGAUGACGGCCACGCCCCCACCUGAUGACCGUAGCAACGGGUCUCCUGAGCUGGAAAUCAACAAUGUACUGAGAGGAGCCUUGGACCGACUUCACACAAACGUGCCCCCCGCUAAGAUGAGCCAAGUCAACUUCAGCACCCUGACGAGGGCGGUGGAGUUUCCAGGUGACUGGGGACCCCUGGGCAUCCAUGUGGUCCCCUACUGCUCCUCUCUCAGUGGACGGACUCUGGGCCUCCACAUUAAAGGCAUCGAAGAACAGAGUCGUGCCAAGAGAGAGAAUAUCUUCCAGGAGGACGAGUGUAUCGUCCAAAUCAACGACACACCGCUCCAGGACAAGACCUUCACACAGUCACAGGAAGUGUUCCGUCAGGCCAUGAACUCCUCUUCCGUGCGUCUUGAGGUUCUCCCCCUGGCCAACAAGGCCCGCUACGAGAAGAGCUUGAUAGGCCAGCUUUUCACUGCUGAUGGCAAAGACUCCUCUGCAAGAACAAAGAGUCCGGCAGUGGUCCGUGCUAAAACCGAACUCCAACAGGAACCCAAACAAGAUACCAAACUGAACACCAAACUAGAAGUGAGGCGACAAGAAACGCGUGCCAAGACCCCAGAACAGGCUGCAGUAAACACAGCACCAGUGGAGCUCCAGUCUGGUCGUGGCUCCUUGGAGAGAGUCUCUCCGGCACCUCAAGCCAGGGCAGCGAACGCCUCACCAACAUCCAGGACCCGCAGCCAGAGCCCACUGGCCAAUAAGAGCCCUGUUCUGCCCAGCCUGGCCAACCUUACCAGCAGGAAGGGCGGCAAGAAGAUUAAAAUUGACCUGAGGAAAGGCACAGAGGGUCUGGGCUUCACCGUGGUAACCCGGGACUCCUCGAUCCACGGGCCAGGGCCGAUCCUGGUGAAGAACAUCCUGCCGCGUGGCGCAGCAGUCAGAGAUGGCCGCCUGCAGCCUGGAGACCGCAUCCUGGAGGUGAACGGAGUAGACAUGACAGGCCGUAGCCAGGAGGAACUCGUGGCCAUGCUGCGCAGCACCAAGCAGGGAGAGAGCGUGUAUGUGGUGGUGGCACGGCAGGAGGACGUCUUCCUGCCUCGGGAACUGAAAGGAGAAGAGGCCGGCAGCCUGCUGCUGGAGGACGGCAGGGAGCAGCUGAUGUAUGAGAUCCCCCUCAAUGAAUCGGGUUCGGCCGGCCUUGGGGUCAGCCUGAAGGGCAACAAGUCCAGAGAGACUGGGGAGGACCUGGGCAUCUUCAUCAAGUCCAUUAUCCAUGGAGGGGCUGCUUAUAAGGACGGUCGGCUGAGGGUAAAUGACCAGCUGAUAGCAAUAAACGGUGAGUCGCUGCUCGGACGCGCCAACCACGCCGCCAUGGAGACGCUUAGACGCUCCAUGUCGUCAGAGGGAAACUCCAGGGGCACCAUCCAGCUCGUAGUGCUCCGAGCACCCAGACAGGUGGGCAGUGCCAAUCCUGCACCAAGCGCAGCUACAAAUGGGUCCGCCGCCUAUCAACAGAACACCCAAACUGGCUCCAGCAAUCAGGAGCCUUGGGCCCACAAUGCAUACCAGGGGCCCUCAGGACCCUCCAGACCCCCAAACGCAGAGCCCGCCAUGAACGGCGGCAGCCAUACAACGACGACCAACAGCUACGCGUACGGCAGCUCCAGAAGUGCUCCACAUCACGCCGCUCCCGCCGAUGGAAGCUACGGUCACUACGGCAACGACAAUGAGGAGUUGGAGCAAGGCUUCCCCCCUCCGCCCUCCCCCAGCUCCGUGGAGGAAAUGAAUAGAGACUUACCAUUAACUCCCUCGCACCACAGCGAGUUUCAGAGGCCGCCCAACAUGACUGCAGCUUUCUAUGCAGACAGCCAGCUGGACAAUGACAGGGACAACAUACCUCGCAACAGAGCGUCCAAGAGCAUGGACCUGGUGGCUGAUGAGAGCAAUAUGGGUUCUCUGGUUGGGCAGAGGAAUGAGCCUUCAGCCGGUGGAGCGCUUGGCCCGACCCUGGGCCUCUGGAAGUCCAGCUCCCUGGAGAGCCUCCAGACGGCCGUGUCGGAGGCCCAGCAGAGCCGCAUCCAAGCCCAGGUGCCCUUUCACCGUCCGCGGCCGCAUGUCGUCCGGGGGCGGGGAUGCAACCAGAGUUUCCGCAUCGCCAUCGACAAGUCCUACGAUGGACCCUCUGAAGAUGACGACGACCUGUCGGGGCACAGCUCCGGUCACGAAACGCCCGUCAGCAGCUCCUCUCGCCAGGGCCUGGACGCAGAGGACGGAAAGAAGAAGAAGGCCAAGGGGAAGAAGAAAGAGAAAAAGAGCAAAGAGAAGAAGAAAACCAGUGAUUCUGUGGAGGAUCUGGAGAAGAAGCCCAAAAAGAAAGGAUUUGGCCUCUUAAGGUUUGGCAAGAAGAAAGACGAUAAGAGCAAAGACGCUGCCAAAGCCUCCAAAAGCAAACUGGAGGCCCUAAGUGAAGAGGAGCUGGACAGGAUCCCUGACAACAGAGACGGCUAUGAUCCACGUUACGCCGAGAUCCACUCUGGCCACGCCACCCCGGACCCAGCCUCCCUCCCUGACGUGGAGGACGACGACAGUGACCCCAACUACGCUCGCAUCAACAACUUCCGUCAGCCACCCUCGCCCCAGACGCUUAUCAGUCGCACGCCAUCCCCUGGAGCGCUGACAGGGGGGCCCAACCAGCCACUGGUGUCCUCUGAGGAGCUGGAUGGGCUCUACGCCAAGGUCAACAAGUCCAGACCCCCACCUGCUCUACAGAACCAGCAUCAAACACAACCAGACAGCGAUCAGCGUCUCCAGGGGCUGCGCAGGGAGUACCAGCAGGCCCGAGCCGCCCCAAGCUACGAAGAGCUGGACGCCGCGCGCCGCCGAGUCCUGGAGCACGACCCGCACCGGAUGGCACCCAGAGAGCCUCUAUCUAUGCCCCACUACGAAGAGAAGGACCCACAUUACCCCACACACCCCAGGAGGGAUCCAUAUGAUUACCCCACCCACUCCAGACCAGUGCCAAGAGAGCAAGCCCCCUACCCGGGCCAGUACCACGACCCUCCCGCUUCCAGCCGUGUGCCGCUCCCCCAGGCGGGCGCACAAUCCCAUCAGGCGCCCAGCAACCUGAGCUACUACCCCUCGUCUCCGCGCGCAGGACAGCAGCACCGUGCACCUCUAAGGCAGGAUGUUCCCCCGUCGCCCACCGCAGGCCGCAGAGUGCGCCACUACUACGAAGCCGCCGGGGGGCGAGUGGACGCCUACCAGCAGGCCAGCUCAGAGAGGUACCCCGCCGCCAGGGAGCACUACACCAGCCCCGAGCGCUACGACUACGGAGACGACAGACAACCUGACCCGAGACGGAAGAACCCCAUGAUAGGUGCAGUGUAAAAGGUCGCUCAAGUGGCUCCUCUCACCUAAAAGUUUGGUGAAGUUGAGUCAGUCACACAAAGAAUAUAACUCCAAAUCCUCGUGUUUCCACAUUUGUGAAACAUCACGUCAGCAGUCGCCUCGGCUGCCACUGAGGAGAAGUGAGAUUUUGCCAUAUUAAUUUAUCUGAUCAGAAACCCUGAAAGCAGUCAGUGUCUCCACAGGCCAAGACACAUUGAACAAGCAUUAAGGACUCAUACGUGUGUGUACAUAUGUUUGCAGUGUGCCAGUGUUUAUACAGAUAGGACCUUAUUUUGACAUAGAUUUUAUCAUGUAAAAUUGAAAUUAAGGGCAAUUAAAUUAAUGAUAUAUGUCGUGAACUUAGCAUAUGUUGUACAAGAUCGACUCUAUUCCUGCAAACUGGCAGCGAGAGCAGUGCUGACUCGCAUUUUGCACAAGCUGAUCAAACUGAAGGAAGUAAAGAGGGAUCACCUUGACCCGCUGGACCGCUAUAUCAGAAGAGACACAGGAAGCUGAGGUCAACAAACAGGAAAAAGGAAGUAACCCCUUCAAAGUAUCUUCUUGUCUUUAAUGUUGUCUUGUCUCUUGGACUUCCUUUACAUCCCUCUGUCUCAGUUUGGUUGUUUUUUUUUUCCAUGUUUGCCUUUCACUAGCCGGAUAUGGAUGAUGCAUUUACUGUACAUUUGUUAAACGUAUAAAUGCAAAUGAGUAAAUUUGUGAUAUUUUUGUGGUGUUUCCAAUAAAGUGUAUAAAUCCUGAUCCUCACACAUGCGACAAGCUUGAAGAGUGUGCGGCUAAGCUAAAGAACUUAACAUAUCAUUGCUAACCUCCACUGGAAACUCACUAAAUGUGUCCAUGCUGCCAAAUAAAGUUUUUUUUUUUAUA